This is a messenger RNA of Prunus armeniaca (apricot), 1194 nucleotides long. The record is from the annotation of a GenBank genome assembly. NCBI's taxonomy places the organism in Eukaryota, Viridiplantae, Streptophyta, Magnoliopsida, Rosales, Rosaceae.
AUGGAGGUAGAGUGGAUUCUGUUGUGCCAUGGCUUAGUGACAACGCUUGUUCUAGUCUCCUUCCUCUGUGGCCAAUGGCCCAUCUUCGAAGGCACGCCCAUCCAACGCAUCCACCACUUUCUCACCUUCGGCGCCUACGAUUACUUUCAGUUCAGUAAUCAACGAUUUGUUGGGUUUGUUUUUGGGGCCAAGGGAACUAAUGCCAUUUCCUCCGUGGAGUAUUUCUGCUGUGAUCGACCCAAUCCAAUUUUGCAGAUAAUAUAUCUUGCAAUUGUAGGAGGAACGUAUUUCUUAGUUGCAAAUUCUUCCUUCGGUUACAUUCCUGGCUAUUAUAUAGGUGAAAUUCACAGGUAUACAAGCUUGUUGGCUGUUGGCGUCGGUGUUCUGCUCUUUCUAUUAACUAGCUUUUCUGAUCCAGGAACAGUGAAGGCUGAUAAUGUUUCUCAGUAUCUCUCUGCUUAUCCCUAUGACAAUGUUAUAUACUCUGAGAAAGAAUGUUCAACAUGCAAAAUUCCAAAACCUGCCAGGUCUAAGCAUUGCAGCAUAUGUGAUCGCUGUGUUGCCCGCUUUGACCAUCAUUGUGGAUGGAUGAAUAAUUGCAUAGGUGAGAGAAACAUCCAGUACUUCAUGGCAUUUCUUUUGUGGCACACCUUACUUUGCAUAUAUGGAACAGUGGCCAUUGGGUUAAUUCUUGCUGGACAAAUUAAAGAAUUUAAAGUUAUUGAUAUCCUAACUGUUUAUUACGGUAUAGAAAAUUCUUUUCGCAGUUUAUCACCGCAUGUUGUGCAGUGGUUGUUGGGGGCCUACAACACUCAAAUACUUCUUAUGGUGUUUCUUGCAAUAGUUUCACUGUCAUUGGCAGGUUUCUUUGGUUACCAUGCAAAACUUUGUCUCACAAAUACUACGACCAACGAGACUUUCAAGUGGCAAGAGUAUGUAAGCUGGCAGAGGAAGCUAAAUGAAGCAAGGGCGAGUUCUGCAGCACUAAAAGCAAGUAUCAAUGGGAUGAGUAGUGAAAGAAAACCUCCAGAGAACAAAUGGAGAGCCAUGUUCCGAAGAUCCCCACUUAAAGAUGUUGAGGUUGUGGUUACGAAUAACAUAUAUGACAAAGGAUUCUUUCAGAAUAUUCUUGAGAUCAUCAUGCCCCUCUCAAGAAGACAAUUGUCUCUGCGAACCAAAUCGAAGUCUGGCUGA